This is a messenger RNA of Durio zibethinus, 2338 nucleotides long. It is a transcript of the gene RIE1, whose product is annotated as RING-finger protein for embryogenesi. Gene Ontology annotation, cellular component: plant-type vacuole. Gene Ontology annotation, biological process: ubiquitin-dependent protein catabolic process; protein ubiquitination. The record is from RefSeq and is a predicted model, not a curated record. Lineage: Eukaryota; Viridiplantae; Streptophyta; Magnoliopsida; Malvales; Malvaceae. Gene Ontology annotation, molecular function: ubiquitin protein ligase activity.
UACAAAAAGAAAAAGUUAAAAUCCAAACAAAACGUAGCAGACGGAUUUGCAUGGCGGUGCCGACCCGGUAAAAUUAGAAAUAUGGUAGGAGCGAAAGGUAAAAAUAACCAAACGGAAAACAAAAACAGCAAAGCGGUAGCAGACAGCAAUGUUUUUCAAGUUUCAACCAACAAAACAAAAUCCUCUUGCCAUCUAACAGUCAGCUCCAAACCCAAACUCUUCAUCCAAACAUUCCCUUCUUUCACUUUCCCUUCUGUAAUUUUCCUUAACUCUCCCUUCAAAAUCCCUUUCUCUCACCUUCCUUUCUUCUCCCUUCUUUCUUUUUUCAAACAAAAAAGGGUUUUGCUUUUUUUCUUUGGCUAAAAAUAGUUCAGUUAUGUCCAUUUUCUCUUUCUAAACCCUCCAGAAAUUUAAAACCCCCCAAAAAAUUCCUAUAUGUCGUCCACAUCUUCAUCCGAAACAACUUCGACGGCGUCCGAUCCCCACGCGCCGCUCCUCCGCUCGCGCCAGCCUGAUGCCUCGGCGGCUCGCCCUGCCACACUGGCGCUUUUAUUGGGGCGGACCAUGGGGCGGCGUGGCGCGUCCAUGAUGGUGAGGGAGACGGCGGCACGUGAGUUAGAGGAGCGGCGAGCGGACUGGGGUUACUCCAAGCCGGUGGUGGCACUUGACAUGCUGUGGAACACAGCGUUCGUGGCGGUUUCGGUGGUGAUGUUGAUCUGUACGGUGGAUGAGAGUCCCAAUACUCCUAUUAGACUGUGGAUCUGUGGGUAUGCUUUGCAGUGCUUGGUGCAUGUUGUUUUGGUGUGGUUGGAGUAUAGGAGAAGGACCAAUAGAAGAACACCUGUUAGGGAUGAGGAGAGAGGAGAUGCUGCUGCUGGAGAUGUUAAUGAUAGUGAAGAUGAAGAAGAUGGAACUGAAAGGGGUACUUUUGGUUCAAAUCAAUCAAGUGUAACUAAACGAUGUGAAUCGAUUAAUACCAUGGCAUCAUUUCUUUGGUGGAUAGUAGGCUUCUAUUGGGUAGUUUCUGGUGGUGAUAUCCUUCUGCAAAGUGCUCCACGUUUAUACUGGUUGGCUGUGGUUUUUCUGGCAUUUGAUGUGUUCUUUGCAAUCUUUUGUGUUGUUUUGGCAUGUUUGAUUGGGAUUGCACUCUGCUGCUGCUUGCCUUGCAUCAUUGCAAUUCUUUAUGCUGUUGCAGGGCAGGAGGGUGCAUCAGAAGCAGAUCUUAGUAUCCUUCCAAAAUAUAGGUUUCAGAUUAUAAACAAUGGUGAGAAGCCUCAUGUGGGGGCAGGAAAAAUGGUCCCCAUAGAAACGAGUAGCAGAUACUUGGCAAAUGAGCGCAUACUCUUUCCUGAGGAUGCAGAAUGCUGUAUAUGUCUAAGCUCCUAUGAAGAUGGUGCGGACCUCCAUGUUCUCCCUUGCAACCAUCACUUUCAUUCAACAUGCAUUGUGAAAUGGCUUAAGAUGAAUGCAACAUGUCCUCUCUGUAAGUACAAUAUUUUGAAGGGAAACGAACAGGAAUGAAAGAAACCAAGUCAUGAAGAGCAACACGCCUUAAUAUUCUUAGCUGGCCUUCAUAUUUUGUUUAACUGGCUUUUUGGGGUUGACUUGAUUGUGAGUUCUUCCACGCACUCUUCAUGAUUUUCAUGCUUCAAAUGCUGUCAGUUGUACUUCAUUGUUGAUAGAAUGAAAAAUAAGUGGCUUAUUGCAUAUUUGUUUCUGCACCGAUGUCACCUUCCAAUCAUACACAGUUACCUUCUUUUGUUUUGCUAUGAAAUAUUGAAAACGAAUUUUUGACAGUUGUAUUUCCUUAUUUCCGCACUGCACAUGAGAAUUGCUUUGCAUGUCCAUGGAUGGUAUUGGUUUGUCAAGAUCCGAAAAAUAGCAUUGGGAAAAGAAAAAGCUGGCAAUUAACUUUUUGGUUUAGAGGCCAAAGCCAAGGAUCAGAGAUUCAAACUCGCUUAUUUGGCUUAUUUAAUAGUACAGCGUUGAUAGGCUGCUGCUGCAUUCUUAAGUGUAAAGUCCUUGUUGUUCACCCUGUCUUGCAGCAGUGUUACCGCCAGAGGGCAGGGCGGUUACUUGUGCCACUCGCUCCCAUGGAUGGUAUUUGUAAUAACGUCCAAGGUUUUUAUUCUCCAAGUUGAAGUUGCCUACCUCCUUGUAACUCGUAUGACAACUCAUCAAUAAUAUGGAAUUUCGUUGGCACAGGCAAAACCGGCUGGUGUCUUAUGUAAACAGCAAACGAAUAGUUGUCAUCCGAAAAGGACUGGAUUGGAUGAAAAGAAAAUUAAUAUAGAAGAAAUAAUUCAAAGAAGAGUAUAUAGGAAUGUGAUCCAACCGA